AUGGGAUGGUUGACCAAAAAGUUAUUAUCUCGAGCUACUCCGUGCUUCGGAAGCAUGUUAAGCCGUUGGUCCCGGCUGCAUGUGCAGUCGUUAAUACCCUCCAAUCCACAUUGGGCCAGCGUGGAAGCUCGUGACCCAUCCUCCUUAACUAUCCAUUAGGAAGGCCUGAGCCUCUGCAGUGGGGACGUAAAAGGACUGAUGAUGACGAUAGUAGCCAUUGUUUACUAUUCAACUGUCAUUGUAAUUAUAUCCGUGUCGUGAUAUAAAACCUUAUCCAAAUCUAAAGUCGAGCAGAGGUUUUUCUGCAGGUUAUUAAUUAUAUCAUAAGUACCCGACUUCAGUAUUAUUUUAUUGAAUAAGUCGCUUUUGAGAUAAUAAUUAUUUAACACUUUUUAAAGCUUUUACUUCUUAAAAAAAGUUUUAUAUACGUGAGUAGGUAAGUAAUAAGUAAGUAUAAGAUAACAUCACAUACAUAAGGUAAAAUUAAAAAUAUUAAAUAUCUAUGUACAUUCAAAAAUUUAACAUAGUGAAAAUUUAAGAUUAGGAGAGUUUAUUUAUUUGCUCUACAUAUUUUUUUAAUAAUCUACUAUCUAUAACUUUCACAAAAAAUAUACAUCAAAGAGUAAAGUAUAUAUUAUACUCGUUGAACAUAGAAAAUCUUCCUUUCAGAUUUUGAAUUAAUUCAAAAUACGCAAUCUUUUGUUUUUUAACUAAAAUGGGCCAUGUCAUACCAUAUCAUCUUAAUAUUAAGGUAAUGUUUGUUGAAAAGCGUAAUUUGUUUUAUUAUAAAAGACACUAAACUUAUUUGAUUUCAAAAAUAAAUUACUGGGUCCACCUCGAUCCAUCAAGCUGUCGAAUAAAAAAGAAUUUUGAAAAUCGGUCAACAAAUAAAGACAAUAUCGGUGAACAUACAUCACCGUCGAACAUAUAACCUUCGCCUUUUUAUUUCAAAGUUGGUUAAAAACGAAUCAAUACAAUUUAAUUUAUAAUUUAAACAAAAAAAAAAUAACCUUAAUUAAAAAUCAACAAGUAAAUACCUGCGACAUAGGAAAUCGAAUUGUUUCCCACAAUUAUAAAUUCAUAAAUAACACACAUAUAUAUCUGCAUUAACAUUAAUAAAAUUUAUUAAAUGAACAAAGUAGGCUUUUCAUCCCGCUAAAAGCUUUUAUAAACACCAACAAACACAAAAGCAGAAAGAACUCGGUAACACAAACCCAUUUUAACUUUUACAAACUAUUUAACUUUAUAAUUAGAUAUAUAAUUGUUUUCUGAGUAAUCAAUGCCUUCUGUGGCUGAGUGUAAUAAAAAUUGUAUCAUAAACUGAUUACAACUUUAUAAUUGUUUCGUAUGUGUAGCUUUACCGUAACGGAUAAUUUUGUCAAGUAAACAAACAAUUUAUAAACGGCUGAACUUUAUUUGAAUGUGAUUUUUUUUUAUUAAGGUAAAUAUAACAGACAUAAUUUGAUAAUUAUGUAGGUAUUAUUAAAUUAAUUAAAAACCAAACUGAACUCUAGUAGCACAAUACUAUCAUGUUUUUUUUUUAAUUUAGAUAUUCUGCUGUAGUUACAAUUAUAAUAAUAAUAAUAACAGUUUAUUUCAGGAUAUCCCAUAUAAAACAUUACAUUAUAUUUAAAAAUUAAUGCAAUUAUAAUGUCAAUGAAUUAAUAUUAAUUAAUUAAUUAGUCACUAAUUACAUUAUAUUAUAUGUAAUACUAUAAUAAUUAUAAAAUUUUACUUACCGCUACCGAUAUAUAAAUUAUCCGCUAUACAAUCAUUACAACAUUAUUUUUAGAGGAAGAUAUUCUUUUAUGAAAUGAAUAUUUUAGAUUUCUGAUUAAGUCGUUUAGGACAUGAACAUUAUUUUCAGCAUACAUUUCAGAGAACUAAAAGAAUUUACAGGCAUACCAAAAUAUAUAUAAUCAAUUGUCUGGAAUUACAUUUUUAACAUAGACGUGCAUAGUUAGUUACCCAUGAUGGGACUCCUGGGACCAAUGAUUUUUGAGCAUUUAGCUUUAAAAUAAAGCACUAUAUUAUUAUUAUAAUAUAUUAAAUGGCCAACAGUAGUAAAAGGCUUAACAUAUCUAAAUCCAUCUAUAGGAUGUUCUGUUGUAAUUGACUCGUCAAUCUUGCGCCUUUGUUCGUUAAAUAAUACGGCUAUGGGUUUUCUAUAGAUUAUUUAGUUUAACUUUAUAUUUAAACAUAAAAUCAGUGCUAUUCCUAUCAAUUUUAAGAAUUAAUGCGGAAUACCUGGACCGAUGUUAAUUAAUCGUGUUAAUAAUAAUCGUAGCUAACAUAGCUUAUUUUUUUUACCUGCACCAUCUGGUUGCGCUUAUUAUGUAAUUUAACCUAGAAAUAUACAAUUAGAAACGGAUAUAUGCCUAAUAAUGACAUCAUACUCUAGUGAAAUGUAACAGAAACUGUCAUUGCUCCUACCCCACCACAUUGUUUAUAAUCUUAAAUAUUUCAUUUUAAAAAUCUUUUGCAUUUACGAGUUAUAUAUUUUGUUACUACUAUUAUUUUUUUAUAAAUUUAAGUGAAUUAAGAAACCUGUCUUUUGUUUAAUGUUUUUCAUCUAUUUGAUAAAAAUAUUAAAUUUACUUUUAAAUGGAAACCAAAUUUUCAGCAUCAAUAAAAGGUUGAAAUAAUAAUUUUCAUUCUACGUACAUACCACAUAAUAAAGGAAAAUUAAUUCGCAACAACAAUAACCAUACAACUGAGAGAACAACAACUACAUACGAACGGUAUUUCAACUGUAAAAUUACAGUUCUAAUUCAAUUAAGAUAAUUGAAUCAGAACGUACGCUCCUUGUGCAGACUGCAUUUAGUCAGAGAACUAUUCGAGUGACUUCCUGUUUAGAUAUUCAUAUAUCAUUCCAACUAUAUAGAUGUAGGUAGUUAAUAAUUAUGUAGGAAACUCUGCUCUUGGUUUUAAAUCGUAAUAAUUGUCAAAAAUGUUCGUCUUCACAAAUAAAAUUAAUAAUUUAUUAAACUUAAUUAUUUGUAUAUGUAAUGAACAUUGCCGACGUCUACGUUUUUAUUUAAAUAUUUCUGAAGAGUACCAUAUAAGUACCAUUAUCGAGUUUUUGAUCCAACUCGUCGACACGAGCUAUGCUAUUCUGUAAAAAAAAUCCAGUUUGAGGCUAUUUAACGUUAAGCACAACGCUGUCGCAGUACAGAAAUUUAAUGAAAUAAAAUCUUUAUUACCUUCCGGAGUAGGUUUUAUUUGAUUAAAUCUUUAUCGACGUCGAGUUUGAGACUGAUUUUACUAUCGUGCAAAACAUAUGCCGUUAAUAUAUGAUAAGAUAAUACAAACAUUGUUAUUCUUCAAUAUUCACAGAUGGUAUCACUCCUGCCAAUCGUGGAACGGUAAAACUGGCGAAUGGCAAAUCUGGGUGAACGCAGAGAGAGUAGGCAGAGGUUUCCACAACAGGCUCGUUGGACAUAUAAUCAAAGGUGGCGGAGUCGCGUUGAGUGGUCAAGACCAAUCACUUCUUUACAACAAAGACAACUUGGAUCAAACGAAACGUAAGUAAACCAAUCAAUGCUAACAGACGAUACAUUAUGAUAUAUAGAGGUUUUUAAUUUAAUUUCCCUUGUUGCAGCCCAACCAGGACUAGUGGGGGAAAUUACUAUGCUGCAAAUUUAUCAAGUUGCCUUAACCGCUGGUAAAGCACACAAAGAUCAUAAGCACCACCACGCACAUCAUUUCAAACACGACGGCACCCCUGUAGACUCUUCUACUGAGCCAAUUACCGAACCACCUCCACCAGAAGCAACACCUCUUGGUAAUGGCAACUUCCUUAUCGGUGGUCAGCUCCAGAGACCUCAGAACUUAAAUCUAGCUGCGGCUCAGCAAAUGAUACCUAUACAGUUACCAAACGGGCUGCAAAUACAACAGGAAUAUAUCAAUGGUCAACUUGGAAACAGAAUUGUAUCAGAACAACUAGUUAACAGUGUGCAACCUUCACCUAACCGACUGCAAAUUCCUCAAUUGGUGUCAGUGCCCUCCCCUAUACGCCAGGGUCCGGCAUAUCAAACUCGCCCCAUUGGCCCUUCAAAGGGAACUACGGUGGUACUUACAGGAUCGUUGCUCAACCCAGCCAACGUUCAAUACAUCGAUGACACUGUACCACAUAAUGUGUUCAGGAGGGAUUCAAAUAAAAGGGACAAGAGAGACAACCCAGAGAAAGAACUUAAAACCAGUAAGAAAGACAAACGUGGUCUUGUGGCACUUUCGGACGGAUCAAUUGUUGAUGAAGCUUUGCUAAGCACGGACUUAGUCGGCGAAAAGGACGACGAUGUACUAUUCGAAGAAUCCCUAUUAAACGGAUUAGCAGGAGUGGUCGGAAACGUUCCUAUUCAAAACUUGCAGAAAAUGACUGUGGAUGAAAGAGAACCAGCAGAAGCUGAAGUGAAAGCUGUUAUGCAAGUCUGCAGUGGUUGUGCUCAAGAACCUUUCAAAAAAGCUCUGGUGUUGUCCUGGAGGUCCACACCAAAGAAAUUAUUCAGCGGAGCACAUUAUUAUAAGGGUCUGCCAAUAUGCAAAGCGUUUUAG
Messenger RNA from Diatraea saccharalis (sugarcane borer), 4554 nucleotides. Lineage: Eukaryota; Metazoa; Arthropoda; Insecta; Lepidoptera; Crambidae. The record is from the annotation of a GenBank genome assembly.